Molecule: messenger RNA, 2732 nt
Organism: Aedes aegypti (yellow fever mosquito)
Lineage: Eukaryota; Metazoa; Arthropoda; Insecta; Diptera; Culicidae
Gene: Snmp1
Product: sensory neuron membrane protein 1
Exons: 7
Coding region: 200-1996 (598 amino acids)
Cellular component (GO): cytoplasm; membrane
Molecular function (GO): scavenger receptor activity
Source: RefSeq, a predicted model, not a curated record
CGACCAUAGUUCCCGUUCGGAAGUCGGUUCGGUCAAACGUGCCAAAAAAAACGGUCGCCGCGGAUUCCUUAGUUGGAAGGUGGAUUGAAGUGUUUGGUGUUUAGACUAGUGACAGUGAUUUUUGUGCAAUACUUUAAUCAUGAACAAGAUCGUGUUGUGCUGAAAGUGCGAAAGCGAAGUUGCUUGAUUUCGCCAACGAAUGAAUCAUCCGGCAUUGAGUGUGAUCAAGAAAAAAGUUACCAAAAUGAAGCUGGAAAAUGUUAACUUUAGGAAGAUGGCCAUCAUAUGUGCCUGCACGUUGGUCGGCGGGAUGGUGUUUAGUUUUGGGAUGUUUCCGGCGAUGCUCAAGUAUAUGAUCAAGCAGAACUUGAUGCUGAAGCCGGGCACUCAGAUGCGAGGAAUGUUCGAAAAAAUCCCGUUCCCUCUAGACUUCAAGCUGUACCUGUUUCACGUUACCAACCCGGACGUAGUGAUGAAGGGUGGCAAACCCCGUGUUCGAGAGAUUGGACCGUACUUUUUCGAGGAGUGGAAAGAAAAGUACGACACCGUGGACAAUGAGGAGGACGACACGCUCACAUUCACGCUGAAGAACACCUGGAUUUUCCGCCCGGAUUUGUCCAAGCCGCUGACGGGAGACGAAAUGAUCACCAUUCCGCAUCCGCUCAUCUUGGGAGCUUUGCUGAUGGUCCAGCGGGAUCGGGAAGCCAUGAUGCCGUUGGUUUCCAAGGGCAUGGACAUCAUCAUGAACCCGUUGACGACGGGUUUCUUGACAACUCGAGUUAUGGAUCUGCUGUUUGAUGGGAUUCUGAUCGAUUGUAGCAGUCAUGAGUUUUCGGCGAAGGCCUUAUGUUCGGGGCUGGAAUCGGAAGGCGCUGUCAUGCCCUUCAAUGAGACUCAUUUCAAGUUUUCGAUGUUUGGAUUGAAAAACGGAACCGAUGCCGGUCGAUGGGUGGUCUACAGAGGGGUCAAGAACAUCAUGGAUUUGGGUCGCGUCGUGAGCUUCAACGAUGAAACGGAAAUGGAUAUCUACGACGGGGAUGAGUGCAACCGGUACAUCGGAACGGACUCGACCAUCUUUCCGCCGUUUUUGACAACGAAGGAUAAGCUUUGGGCUUGGUCACCGGAAAUCUGUCGCUCGAUCGGAGCGGAGUAUGGGGGAAAGUCCAAAUAUGCAGGGCUGCCGAUGAGCUUCUUCAAGCUGGACUUUGGCGAUGCAAGGAACGAACCGGAACAUCAUUGUUUCUGUCGUGACCCACCGGACAUCUGUCCACCGAAGGGAACAAUCGACCUGGCUCCUUGUCUGGGAGCACCGAUCAUUGGUUCCAAGCCGCACUUCUAUGACUCUGACCCGAAAUUGUUGGCUGCCGUAGAUGGACUGACGCCUAACGAGAAGGACCACGAUGUGUACAUUCAUUUCCAGCUGGUAAGGGGUUUUCAUAACUUGAGUUCAAUCUCCCAUCACAAACUUGCUCAUUCUACUUCACAGCUUUCGGGUACUCCGGUAUCGGCUGCCAAGCGGCUGAUGUUCAGCAUGGAAAUUGAACCCAUUAGGGACCAUGCGGUAUUGGGAAAUCUGCCGACCGUUAUCUUGCCGCUGUUCUGGGCAGAGGAAGGUGCUUCGCUCAACAAAACCUGGACUAAUCAGCUCAAGUACACCUUGUUCCUUGGCCUCCGGUUCAACACUGCCGUCAAGUGGUUGACCAUCAUCAUCGGAACUAUCGGAACCAUCGUGGGUGGGUUCAUGCACUACAAACGGACGACCAAGAUGGUUAACGUCACUCCGGUACAAUCCGUCAACGGAAGCAGCGCCAAAGGCAAGGGAGCUGGCAUGACAGUGGUUGGCCAUCAACCGGAUAGCAAAGGUGGGUCCGUGACGGCACCGGUCAUACCGAGUGCUAAGGAUCUGCUGCAGAACAGUCGAAACUUGCCGACAGUUAUCGAGGGACUGGACAAACCGCAGAAAGUUACGGUCACUGAAAUGCAGGAGCGGUAUUGAAGAGGCGAUUUCAGAAGUCGUUAUGAAAAAGCUUCUACUGUAACAACGACCAUUUUUAUUAAUUGGUGCACUAUGUAUUAUAACGUUUAUAUCAAUUUCAUGGAUAUUCGUGGAAAAUUAGAAUGUAUUUUUAAAUUAAAUGUAACUCAGAAACAGUUUUGAUGAAAAUCGAUAUUAGCAAAAGUAGAAACCACAUCCCGAUAGGCAGUUGGCUGGAAAUUAGCUUACCAUUCAAAGAGAUUUAACAAUUGGAGAACACUUGCAUCCGGUAGGAUUUUCACUGGUUCUGUACAUUAUUUCUUUUGCUAGAUACAGUGACCCAAUUUCAUAUGCGUACAGGGCUCUGUUUUCAGAUCAAUUCGUAAAAAAAAAAUCUUUAGAUGAUAUAUCGAGUUUUGAAUACUUCAUCAAUAAUAAAGGUCAUAGCUAUGGUGCCCUGUAGAAAUAUGAAUUUGAGUCACUGUUCAAAUAUACAUGUUUGAUUUGCUGUAGAAACGAAAAAUCAGAAGCAACAAAAUGCCGGCUGGGUUUUCUGCCCCUGAUGGCCGUACAGAGAAAUACAUAUAUAAUCAGAUUAGUGCACAGAACUCGAGCAUACAUGAGACCACGGUGCAGUGCAAAAACCGAAAUCAAUGUUGUUGUUGUGUAACAAUCGGUGUGUAACAUGACUCGAUGUAAUACAGAUGUUAUAUUCGUUUUUUGUUUUGUUUUUGGUAAUAAAAGUUGGUAGACGGGA